This is a messenger RNA of Rhopalosiphum padi (bird cherry-oat aphid), 645 nucleotides long. RefSeq lists its product as uncharacterized. The record is from RefSeq and is a predicted model, not a curated record. Gene Ontology annotation, molecular function: nucleic acid binding. NCBI's taxonomy places the organism in Eukaryota, Metazoa, Arthropoda, Insecta, Hemiptera, Aphididae. The transcript is spliced from 2 exons. The coding region runs from base 1 to 645 and encodes 214 amino acids.
AUGGAACAUGCUGAGUGUUCGAUGAAACUUUCAAUAACCGAUCAGGCAAAGGACCAAGCGAUAUCGAGUGAGCUAAACGAAUUGGUUCAAACACUUUUCGACCGCUUUAUGAAAGAUUCAAAGAAAAAAAUUACACUUCACUUUGGUGGGUUGUGGGAGAGCGCAGUGAAAUCUACAAAGCAUCACCUAUCACGGAUUUUAAAGGAUGGCAGUCUGACUCUAGAGGAGUUCAACACGUUACUUUGCCAAAUAGAAGCUUGUGUUAAUUCAAGGCCUAUGACUCCAUUAGGCAGUGACCCCUCAGAACCGGGUGCUCUUACUCCGGCCCACUUCUUAAUUGGUGGUUCAUUAUUAUUAGCUCCUGAACCCAGCUUGGCAGACGAGUCAAUAGAACAUCUGCGUCGAUGGAAGUACGUGCAAGCAUUAAUGCAAGGGUUCGGGAUGAGAUGGUAUAAGGAAUACCUGCCACAGCUCCAAGUGCGAGGCAAAUGGACCAGCAGUAAGCCUCCAGUGAACAUUGACGAUAUAGUCAUCAUCAAGGACGAAUAUACACCACCAGCUAAAUGGCGAUUAGGAAGAGUAAUGCAAGUGCACCCUGGGAAGCAGUGGCGUGCAGAUCCCUUUUUUCAUGUGGGGCAAAGUUAA